This is a messenger RNA of Vicia villosa (hairy vetch), 354 nucleotides long. RefSeq lists its product as uncharacterized. Lineage: Eukaryota; Viridiplantae; Streptophyta; Magnoliopsida; Fabales; Fabaceae. Gene Ontology annotation, molecular function: ubiquitin protein ligase activity. The transcript has a single exon. Gene Ontology annotation, biological process: protein ubiquitination. Bases 1 to 354 code for a protein of 117 amino acids. Gene Ontology annotation, cellular component: cytoplasm. The record is from RefSeq and is a predicted model, not a curated record.
AUGCAUGCACGUAAUUCUCCUUCGAGUUUUCAAUACAAAAGUUCUCGAAUUCGUGUUUUUCCUUUGGGUUUGGAUGUUUUUGCUCAAAUGUUAUUUGGUCAAAAUAACAUAAACACGAGGUUUGAUUCCAUGGGAGAGGAACAAUUUGUUCCGGUAUCAAAGGAAGCCAAUGAAUCUCUUGAGAAGGUGAAGAUUGAAAAUCGUGAUGCCAUUGAAAAGUGUAGUGUUUGUCAAUUUGAGUUCAAUGCUCGAACGGAGGUCACAAAAAUGCCAUGCAAUCAUUUGUAUCAUCAAGAAUGCAUUGUUGAGUGGCAGGAAACUAAUCACAUGUGCCCAACUUCAACAAGUGGCUGA